This is a messenger RNA of Olea europaea var. sylvestris, 895 nucleotides long. RefSeq lists its product as uncharacterized. The coding region runs from base 115 to 852 and encodes 245 amino acids. The transcript has 2 exons. NCBI's taxonomy places the organism in Eukaryota, Viridiplantae, Streptophyta, Magnoliopsida, Lamiales, Oleaceae. The record is from RefSeq and is a predicted model, not a curated record.
CACCAGUUUCUUGACAACAAAUGCUCAAGCAUAGACACACUUCCUUUACAAGUCUUUUGUUUGAAGUCGGCUGAAGAAAUAGGAUUCAUUGUCGCGAGCAAAUCAGGAGACAAUAUGGCAAUCACUAGAUCAUUAACCCAUGUUUGCUAUGAUCACUAUGAGUUGAAAACAUAUGCGAAGUUGUUCAACUGCGACGGCUGCAAGAUGAAAGGGUUCGGAGAAAGGUAUACGUGCAAUCUUUGUGGUCACGAACUACACAAGGAGUGUAGGCACCCCAAAUCUGAAGUUUCCCAUGAGAAUUUUGGUGGCUCCAUCUUCACAUUUCUCGAUAAGCCAUUCACCAGAUCGGGUAAAAAGAAUCGCAGAGAGUUUUCGAAGUGCUGUGAUGCAUGUGGAAAGGACAUAUGCGGUUUUAACUACCACUGUGAAGAAGACAACUUGGAUUUACACCCAUGUUGUCGUAGAAUUGAAAAGAAACUAGUAAUUGAUGAUACAAUAUUUGAUCUUGAGACAAAGGUUUCAUCAAAGUGUGGUAAGUGCAGAAAGAAGAAGAUUUCUAGUGACGAGAAAAAUGUUCAGGGAUGGUCUUAUGUCUCUCAGUGCAAAAAGUAUCAUUUUCAUGUGUAUUGUAUAAAUGAAAUGGUACAUGAGGCGUAUAUGAAGCAUGGGGAUUUGGCAUUGGAGAAUAUGGAUUUAAGAGAUUUGGUUAGAUAUAAUAGAAACAUAGAGGGUGGAAAUACCUUCCUUACAACAAUCAAAUCGUUCAUCAAGAUCCUAUUGUCUGCUCUUUUGGGUGAUCCGACGAUGCUGUUUUCCAAUUUUGCGGUGGAGAUGAUUUGGCGUGGCAUUUAAUUACAGUGUCUUUCUUCUUCUAUUUUUCAGUGCGGUGUGUAGG